Acanthosepion pharaonis is the source of this 2220-nucleotide messenger RNA. The record is from the annotation of a GenBank genome assembly. NCBI's taxonomy places the organism in Eukaryota, Metazoa, Mollusca, Cephalopoda, Sepiida, Sepiidae.
AUGGCUUUAUCGAUUUUCAAAGAAAGGAAGCUCUGUUGCCACCACUUCUUUUCUUCAUUUCAGCAGCAGCAACGUAUUUGCUAUGAUCACUACAUUUGUAGGCGGAGAAACCAAAAUUCACUUUUCUUCCGCCAGGGACAAAUAGCCUCUUCUUUGUCUUUAAUAAAUCCAGUCCAAGUUUUAAUUAUGGCAGAGCCUGUAGAGCGUCGUCCACCAAAACCACUGCAAAAACAGACGGAAUUCGAAGAGACAGAAGAUGACAACAGUACUCAUAGUCCUAGCUCUGAUCAGUCUGAUAAUACCAUUACGGCUGGAACAGAGACUCCAGGAGUACAGUCUUCAGGUGAAUCACCAAAAUCAACAUCUCCUGAAGAUUAUAAAUCAUCUGUCCAUUUGGAUCAUGAACAACAACCAUCAGAAUCAGUUCAGAUUGUUAUCAAAAGCACUCGUUACCCAUUACUUCAAACAAAAACAAAAUCUCUACGCCGUAGUGCUGCAUUAUGCUGUGAAACUGAUGAAGAUGGAUCUCCACCACCUGAAAAUCACACCAUACAGACAGAUGCUUCUCGUGAUGUAUUAUCACUUCCUCACCCAAGUGGUAGGAAUAGGCUAGAAGAGGAAGGUUCUCAAAGCUCAGAGGCUGGUACCUCAUUGAGUUCUUCAAGAGAUUCCAGUGUUGAUAUACCAUACACAGAUUCAACUGGUAUUGAUCUAGAGGAUUUUAUUAAGAAAACUUUAAACAAAACACCAAAAGAUAGAAAAAUAUUACUUAAAUUAGAAACUGAUUUGAUAAAAUUUGUUAAGGAACCUGAGCACCUUUUCUUAAAGUUUCCACCAAUGUCUUCAUAUGAUAGAAUGCUUGUCCACCGCGUGGCUGCCUAUUUUGGUUUGGAUCAUAACAUUGAUCAAACUGGAAAAUGUGUAAUAGUUAAUAAAACACCCAGUACAAGAUUACCAGAAUUUAGUUUUCAGGAACAUAUACAAGAUGUUGAUACUCAAGUUGGGAAGAAACAAAUCUUGAAGAGAAAUGGCAGUUUGGAAGAAACUCACACUAUGGAGAAACCACAUCUGUCAAGAACUUCAAGAACUAAAUCUUUAGAAGAAAGAUUACAGGAAUACAAUGAAACACGGGCACGGAUAUUUAAAUCCCCACAAGCAUCAAUGGAUGAUCCGCAGCUGAAUAUUAUGAGGAAACUUUCUCGACCUGCAAGCUUAGGAGGAAGCAAAGAAGAUCUUGGAUCUCGACCUUGGAGUAGCACUGAUUCAUCAAGUGGCUAUGGCACUGAUAGCUCAGUAAAAUCAAGAGUCCCUGUCACAAAAGCUGGAAGUUUUGGAGGCUUUUCAAAUUCUCAUAGUAUUAAAGCUGGAAUAUUUCGUGGCAACAGUUUGUCAAAAACAGAUUCUAUAAGCAGUGGGACUUCAAGUUGUCUUGGGAGUCCAAUGCCUACAAUUCCUUGCACCCCACCUCGGAACAGUGUUAGUGUUACUAGCCCCCAUUCUGCUGGAAGCAAUUCCUCCUCUACUUCUGUUCAAUCUCCUCUGCAGAACAAUACAACAGGAAUGACAUCACCAGUGCAAUUCAGGUCUCAGUACUUCUUGGUGAUUUCUGGCUCUGAAUCCAUUCCAGCAGGAAGCAUGAUUAUAAACCCCCAGACAGGUCAAAUUUAUUUAAAUGCUGAUGGAACCAUCUACAGGCAUAACCCCAACCAAACACUACCAGCAUCAGUUUCAUUUAAUCCUGCAGCUCCAGUUUUUUCUCAACAUCAGUUUAUGAUGGAUACUCGACAGUAUCCUGAUUCUGGUAAUAUUUCUGAGUUGUCACAACAGUUAGCUUCCGUCAAUAUGACUCAGCAACAACAAACUGCACCUGAAGCCCUUGGAGAAAUUCCUCCUGGAACACCUCGACAAAUCUUAUAUGGUAAUAGUACAGCUCCUACUCAGAUACAGACAAGCUGUGCACAACCAACUGCUGCAUUUCAACAGGGCUACCCAACUGCUCCUGGUGUUGCUAAUCAACCUUUUCGCUACAUGCUUCCAGUUCCUCUUCUACAAUCAAUUAUCCCUCAUAUGGACAAAAUAGCUAUAAUCCUCAAACUCCACAAUACUUCACUGUUGCAGCUUCCAACCCACAAAUGGGUUAUAAUUUUAAUAACACUGCAACAUAUAGGCCUACUACCCCACCUAGUCAAGCUCCUGUGUCUACUCCCAAUGUACCUUUAA